Molecule: messenger RNA, 656 nt
Organism: Drosophila willistoni
Lineage: Eukaryota; Metazoa; Arthropoda; Insecta; Diptera; Drosophilidae
Exons: 1
Coding region: 139-552 (137 amino acids)
Source: RefSeq, a predicted model, not a curated record
AAAAUUUUCGUUUUGUUUUUAUUUGUGUAAAUGUUUUUCUACUCAAUUCUACUUUUGAACACAACAAAACAAUUGUUGUAACACAAAAAUUUAGUGUACAAAAUUUUCUUUUGCCACUUCUGAGCGGAUUAUCCAGCCAUGUGUAUGCAGUAUUUCAGCAAAAUCUUUGGGAGCGGUGAUCGUCAAGAUGAACGCAACGCUGUAGUGGAGAAUGCUGGUCCCACGCCGCUAAACAGUCUGGCCAAUAUGCAGCAGUUGUCGCUGGAGACAACGUCAUCGAUGAAUACCAGUGGCGUCAUCACAAGCAGCAGCUCCAAGAGCAUAGUGCCACGCAAUGUGAUUUCCCUUUUGCCAGAGCGGACACCGGAGGUGGCCAACGAUGGCAAUGCAGCAACAGUGGCGACAGCAGCAGCAGCAGCUGCGAUUGGUGCGAUUUCCAGCAAUGUAACAGCAGCAGCAACUGGCUCCAAUUCGCGGGUAAAUCCCCCAAAUUCAUGGUGGAGAUAUUUUGGCAUGAACAAGAAUAAAAAGACAAGCAUCGAGUCACUCUAGAGCACAAGAAAAUCCCCCUCCCCCCUCCUCUUCCUACUUUUUACGAUAUGCAAUGCCACAGAUGGAAAAUCUAAAUAUAGAAAAAGGAAACCUUUGUUUUUGUA